This is a messenger RNA of Vicia villosa (hairy vetch), 3448 nucleotides long. Its product is annotated as pentatricopeptide repeat-containing protein At2g22410, mitochondrial-like. Gene Ontology annotation, biological process: RNA modification. NCBI's taxonomy places the organism in Eukaryota, Viridiplantae, Streptophyta, Magnoliopsida, Fabales, Fabaceae. The record is from RefSeq and is a predicted model, not a curated record. The transcript has a single exon. Gene Ontology annotation, molecular function: RNA binding; protein binding. Bases 217 to 2247 code for a protein of 676 amino acids.
UUCCUCUUCUUUCCCCAUUAUUCCAUUCCUUCGUUUAGGGUUUUCUUACUGUUUUUCUCAUACCUAAAUCCAAUCCUUAUCAUUUUCUAAUCACCUGAAAGUUGAGUUUUUUGUGAAUAUUUGUCUCUCUAUGAUUCAAUUCUGUUAUUGUUAUUAUUUUUUCUAUGUUUGUUGCCUAAGAUUGUUGUGUAGUUUGUGAACAAGCACUCUCAAGCCAUGAUUAUUUUGUUUGUUUACAACUUCAGAUAUAGAUAUAGGUAUAGGUAUAGUUCAAAUUCGAAUUCGAUUCCAAUGGCGCGGAAUUUAGGUAUCUUAGUUUCAUGGUUCAGUACUAGUUCAUUGUCUCCAAUUGUUAAACCUAUCAAUUGGAACACUACCCAUAGUUUUGUUAAGGGAAACCCUCUCCUUUCGCUUGUGGAGAGAUGCAAGUCCCUUGUCCAGUUGAAACAAAUUCAGGCUCAAAUGGUGUUGACGGGAUUGAUUGAUAAUGGUUUUGCUGCGAGUCGUCUUGUUGCGUUUUGCGCUUUAUCGGAUUCGCGGGAUCUUGAUUAUUGUACUAAGAUAUUGUAUCGAAUCAAAGAGCAUAAUGCGUUUUCUUGGAAUGCGACGAUUAGGGGUUAUGUGGAGAGUGGAGAUGUUGAAGGAGGUUUUAUGUUGUACAAGAGGAUGUUGAGAGGUGGGAUGUUGAAGCCGGAUAAUCAUACUUUCCCGUUGUUGCUUAAAGCAUGCUGUUGUCAGUCUUUAAAUUAUGUCGGUCUUAGUAUACUUGGGCAUGUGUUGAAGUUUGGGUUUGAAUGUGAUGUAUUUAUUCACAAUGCGUCGAUCACUAUGUUACUCUCGAUUGGAGAGUUGAGUGCGGCGUAUGAUGUGUUCAAUAAAAGUCGAUUGAGAGAUUUGGUAACCUGGAAUUCUAUGAUUACUGGAUGUGUUAAAAGGGGACUUGUAAAUGAGGCUAUAAAAAUCUAUCGAGAAAUGGAGGCAAAGAGAGUGAAACCAAACGAGAUUACAAUGAUUGGGAUGAUUUCUUCUUGUUCUCAGUUGCAGGAUUUGAAUCUUGGUAGGGAGUUUCAUUGUUACAUCGAAGAACAUGAUCUCAAGUUGACAAUUCCACUCGCUAAUGCACUUAUGGACAUGUAUGUGAAGUGCGGGGAAUUGUUGGCUGCCCGAGCUCUAUUUGAUAACAUGGAACAGAAGACCCUUGUUUCAUGGACUACAAUGGUUUUGGGAUAUGCCAGAUUCGGGUUUCUAGAUGUUGCUCGGGAGAUUUUAUAUAAAAUUCCAGAAAAAAGUGUUGUGCCGUGGAAUGCCAUCAUCAGUGGAUGUGUCCAAGCCAAGCAUAGUAAAGAGGCAUUGGCUUUAUUCCAUGAAAUGCAAAUUAGUAUGGUAGAACCCGAUAAAGUGACCAUGGUUAACUGCCUGUCUGCAUGCUCACAACUAGGAGCACUUGAUGUUGGGACAUGGAUUCACCACUAUAUUGAAAGACAUAACCUAUCUCUAGACGUUGCCUUAGGAACUGCACUAGUUGACAUGUAUGCCAAGUGCGGAAAUAUUGCAAGGGCACUCCAGGUUUUCGAAGAGAUUCCUCAAAGAAAUUGUUUGACCUGGACAUCCAUCAUUUGUGGUUUAGCACUUCACGGGAGUGCUCGGGUUGCUAUAUCCUAUUUCUCGAAAAUGAUUAAUAUUGGAAUAAUGCCUGAUGAGAUCACUUUUCUUGGUGUGUUAUCAGCUUGUUGUCAUGGAGGUUUAGUUGAAGAAGGCCGCAAAUACUUUUCUGAAAUGAGCUGUAAAUUCAAUGUAUCCCCUAAGCUUAAACACUACUCAUGCAUGGUGGACCUUUUAGGAAGGGCUGGUCAUUUGGAGGAAGCAGAAAAACUCCUUCAAAAUAUGCCAAUGCCAGCCGAUGCUGCUGUGUUGGGUGCUCUAUUCUUUGCUUGCCGUGUUCAUGGAAAUGUUCAAAUUGGAGAGAGGGUGGCCCUUAAGCUUCUUGAGAUUGAUCCUCAUGACAGUGGAAACUAUGUUCUGCUCGCUAGCAUGUACAGUGAGGCAAAAAUGUGGAAGGAGGCAAGGAGCGCAAGGAUAAUAAUGAAGGAGAAAGGAGUAGAGAAGACUCCCGGUUGCAGCUCAGUUGAGAUCAAUGGCAUUGUGCAUGAAUUUAUGGUGAGGGAUGCAUCACAUCCCCAGUCUGAGUGGAUUUAUGAAUGUUUGGUUUCGCUGACAAAGCAACUGGAGCUUCUCGAAUUUACAUGAUAUUCCGGCUUAUGGAGAUAAUCUCUUUUCCUAAACUUGUCAGAAUGUUUGCCAUGUCUCUGCUCAUUUAAUUUUAAUUUUUUUCCCUGGACAUCCUGAAGCUAGUUUUCUCAUUCUAUUGAUCAGGCAUCCUUUCAAUUUUCUUUUGUCAUUUUAUACCUCUAUUUUUUUUUCUGUACAGAAAAAUGUAUAUUGAUUAUUAUAUUUGUGGCCAUGUUUCAAUGUCUUAGUUGAAAAACACAGAUUGUCAAUUUUUUUAUUACACUGCAAGAAUAUGUUGAACAGGUCUGGGUUCUGCUCUUCAUUUUCUUUGAAAUUCCAUUCUAUUGAGUAGUGUCAAUUUUUUUAUUACACUGCAAGAAUAUGUUGAACAAGUCUGGUUUCUGCUCUUCAUUUUCUUUAAAAUUCCAUUCUAUUGUGUCAAUUUUUUUAUUACACUGCAAGAAUAUGUUGAACAAGUCUGGGUUCUGCUCUUCAUUUUCUUUGAAAUUCCUUUCUAUUGAGUAGUGUCAAUUUUUUUAUUAUACUGCAAGAAUAUGUUGAACAAGUCUGGGUUCUGCUCUUCAUUUUGUUUUGUUAAGAAUUCAACUUCCCAUUAAGUUGGUUAUCAUAGAGCAAAAAAUGAAAAUGUAGAAUAUCCAAUGUCUGUAGAGAUUAAACCACACGUGUUAUAUGAUUUUGAUUUGCAGAAUUAUUUUGGUGUUUUCCUUGGUUUUUUUGCCACUAGUUUUUUUCCUUGCUUAAUAGUUUCCUGCUUACGAUUGUCAAUUCUUCUACCCUACUUAUGGCUUGGUUCAGACCUGCACAUAUGCUGUAAAGCUUUAACACGGUCAAUAAUUGAUAUAAUAUAUACUUCAAUAAGUUGGAGUUUGGAAUCCUAUGUUAAAUGACUUUAUGACUUUGUUCAAUGCUAUGCUAGAAUAGAACAUGUCAACUUACAAAGAAGAUUUGAUCAUACAUAGAUAGAACUCCCUGCUCUUGUAUAUUUCUGAUAUGAAUUUUGAUCGCUUUUGCAUUUCAAAUAGUUUAUUUUUUUCAAUAUAGAGAAUACAAAGGCCAAAAGAAAAAUUAUUUAAACCAUUUCGAAAUUUCAUAUUGUUUAUACUUGUUUCUUCUUGUUGAUCAGCUAUAGGAUUUCAGUUUCAAUACAUUGAUUCCUAUGUAUUUAUUUACUUAAUACUAUAUACUUGUCUUGUCUGUC